Erinaceus europaeus (western European hedgehog) is the source of this 3750-nucleotide messenger RNA. It is a transcript of the gene RP1L1, whose product is annotated as RP1 like 1. The coding region runs from base 1 to 3750 and encodes 1249 amino acids. The record is from RefSeq and is a predicted model, not a curated record. Gene Ontology annotation, cellular component: axoneme. Lineage: Eukaryota; Metazoa; Chordata; Mammalia; Eulipotyphla; Erinaceidae. The transcript has 8 exons. Gene Ontology annotation, biological process: retina development in camera-type eye; intracellular signal transduction; photoreceptor cell development.
AUGAAUACCAACCCCAAGGAUGCUCCUGUUCCAAGUCACCAUGGAUGCCUCCUGCCUGCUGUGGCCCGGAUGUCCUCUGUCACCCAGGUCACACCGGCCAAGAAGAUCACCUUCUUGAAGAGGGGGGACCCCCGGUUUUCGGGGGUCCGCCUGGCUGUCCACCAGCGCACCUUUAAGAGCUUUGGUGCCCUGAUGGAUGAGCUCUCCCAGCGUGUGCCUCUGCCAUUCGGGGUGCGCUGUGUCACCACACCCCGGGGCCUGCAUGGUGUCAGUGCCCUGGAGCAGCUUGAGGAUGGGGGCUGCUACCUCUGCUCUGAUAAAAUGCCCCCCCGGACUGCCUCAGUGUCAGGCUCCUGUGAGGUGCCAGGAACCUCCUCUUCCUACAAGGCUGCUAAAGGCCCAAGGAGGCUACUGCUGGUUAAGAAUGAGGACCCCCGAUUCCAGCACACAGUGGCCCUCAGUCACAGGAACACUAGGACCCUAACAGCCUUUCUCAGCAAAGCCUCAGCUCUGCUCCAUUUUCCUGUGAAGCAGGUGUACACAACCAGCGGGGAAAAGGUGGACUCUCUGAAGAGUCUGCUGCAUGGCCCCUCAGUGUUUGUGUGUGCUGGUCAUGAGCCCUUCAGACCUCUGGCCAUGGAAGGUGGCAGAAGAACUGAAACUUCAUCUGAACAAACUUUGAAGAACAAAAAUGGGAGCUGGGGACCCAAGGCCAAGCGCAGCGUGAUCCAUGCCAGGACCGGGUCGGGAAGCAGGCCACGGUGGCCUUUCUUGCUUUCGGAGAAUACUGGUCUCAGCAACCCCCCAGAGACUCAGCCUCAGGCCUGGCUGGACAAACAUCCUCAGGACAUGUCUGUCCCACUGGACCCCAUGGUAGCUGGGGACAAUGUGGAGAAGAAGGUCCACAUGAACGAGGAUGGCAGCCUAUCAGUAGAAAUGAAAGUUCGCUUCCACUUCCUGGGCGAGGAUACACUCCUGUGGUCCAGGCUGACUGGGAGGGGUGCCAGGAGCCAAACCUCUGGGGAGCUAGGGCCACCCUCUUCUGCCUCUAUUCAUUUCCAGGACCUCCAAGGGGUCAAUAGUGGCUCCCUGAGCAAUUCUAACUAUUCAUCUCAUCUCUACCCUUCAAACUCUUCCUCUACUGAAACCUCUGAUACAGGGGUCACCACAGGGAGAAUUGUCAAAGCUAGUGGAGGGUGCAGCCCCUGUCAAGGCCCCAAACAAGAGGACAUGAGUGACAUGUCCUUGGGCACCCUGCCCUGUGCCUCACCAGGGGCCAUGGUGCGUGAGUGGUUGAGCCACAUUCCAGAAGAGCCAUUGCUUGUGAAAGCUGAGAUGGUCGACCAGACCUUGGGCAUGAUCGGUGUAGACUCAGGAAGUGUCCAGGAGGACCAUGCCAUCAAAUGUUCCCCAGUAGGCCUGGGGAAGACAACUCAGGUCAGACAGCCAUCCCUGGAAGGGGUUAUCAGUGAGGACCAGGAACCAGGGGCAGUCCUCCCUAUGGCUGGAAAUGCUGGUCUAUACUCAGAAGGGGGCCCUCCACCCAGUGGAGUUGCAAACACACCCCAGGAGGCUGGGGUGGGUAAAGAAGCAGCUGUAGGUGUGGAGGGGCUGCCUCCCAGGGUCUCUGCCCAUGCACACAUCAUUAAAGUGCUGCUUGACUCCAAGCGGGGCCGACCUAGCAGCUUGCCUGAAGUGUCAGGUAAGCAGGCCAGCAAGCUCAGCCACUCAGCCCAGGCCCUGGUUACUUGUCUGGCCAACCUCCACUUCUUUGACCAGGAUCCAGUUUGUCCUGCUAACCAAGUGAGGUUCACAGACUCAGCUCAGUACCAGGAGCUUCUGGGCAUAUUCCAGACCCUGUGGAUGGGGGGUACGUUUGGUCUGGGUCAGCCAGAGUGGUGCGAGGUUCCACAGGGCCUCAGGUCCCACAUGGAGACAGAGGAUCUCACACCCACAUCCUCCUCUGGUGUGGAUGUUGGUAAUGGCUCCGGAGGAUCAGGGGAGAGCAGUGGCCCUCUGGUCCCUGAGAGGAUAGAGUUGCCUUUGAAAACCCCCAACCUUGAACCCAACUCCAGAACCUCAGAGAAUACCAAGGAUCCAGACAAUCAACAACUUUAUGCACCUGAGGAUUCCCCUAGCUCCCAAAUGAAGACUCCUAUCUCUCAUGAGUUCAGAGCAGAGGGGGGCCAUGUGGUGGGUGGUGACCUGGACCAAAAAGCUGAUACCAUGCCAGAUGUGGAGGUGCAGCUAGAGAAAGCAAAGGAUGGAAUGGAAGAAAAAGAUUCACAAGGAGAGAAUGUCAAAGGGGAAGAGUCUUCAGAAGAGGGAAGGGACUCAGGGCAGGAAUUGUCAAGGACUGACUCCCAGGACAGAGAGGACACACAGGGCAGAGUGCAGGAAGAGGAAGCAGGAAGAGGCCUUGCCUCCAAGGUGACCCCAGAUCCUGAGGUGCCUCUGCUCCUGCCCGCAGAGAGGAGAGAGAACUGCCCAGAGUACCCUAGGAGCCUCAGUGAGAGACACUCCAACACCAGCAGGAGUCAUAGUGACCCUCGCAUAGAAACUGAUGUGGACAAGUUGUCAGGAGAAUGGGAGCUGGGCUGUAAGUUCCCCCAGGCCCAACUCAGUCCUGGGACCAGCGAGAAGGGCCCUUGGAGGCCUCGCAGGCCAUCCCUAGACCCAGACAUCCUCUGGGUGUCCAGGAUGCUGAGGAAGAUGGAGAAGGUCUUCAUGGCCCACCUGGCCGAGUCCAUGGCUAAGAUGCGGGCCCGCUGGGACCUGCAGGCCUGUGAGCUACUGGACCAGAUGGUGAGUGAGCUGCAGCAGGACCUGGGCUGGCGACUCCAAGCUAGCACUGACCAAGAGCUUCGGAAGAUUCAGAGUCAGGUGGGGGCCAGGCUGAAGGCCAGAGAAGCCCUCCGGUGGGAGAUGUCCCUACAGACAGAGCAGCAUCGCCAUUGCCUUCAGGGCCUACACAACCUCUGGGGGGCUCCAGCCCUCAGCCUGGAUGAUGGAGCUCUGGGGGUACGGUUGGGGAGAGAGAUUGCGGGGGAAGAGUUCUGCCCCUGUGAGGCCUGUCUGAGGAAGAAAGAGAUCCCUGUGACCCGGGUCCCCAUAGACACCAUGGGGACAGCCAGUGCACCCAUCACAAAGGCUUUUGACCUGCAGCACAUUCUGCAGAAGAAAGGACAGCCUGCAGAAGAAGGUGCAGCAGAGGGGGCCCCUGAGUGGAGAAGAGACAGAGAAGAAGCACUCCAGAGGGCAGAGGAGGAUUUCAUUGAUCAGAAGAGAGACAAGACUGAGGAUCUCCCUAUUGACAGUGGCCCCAAGGAGCCUGAGGGGGAGGAAAAGGGCCUGGAUGAGAAGCAAGAAGAAGAAGAGAAGAGCUGUGUUGUCCAGGUUAGUUCAGAGGCUGAAGCUCCAGAAGGAGGUAAUCCAAGUGCAGGGGAACAGAGUGACAAUGCCCAAACUGCCAAGAUCCUGGAAGCAGAAGCAGAGAGUAAAGAAGGGUCUCACAAGCUGGAGCCAAGCCUGAGCCACUCCUCAGAGGAGCAGAUGCCUUCCUCUACAGCUCCUCCCAGAGAUACCAGCUGCCUCCCCUUCACAGCCUCCCACCACAUGGCAGACUCCAGCAGGACCCUCGGGACCUUCAGCUCCUUCCUCGCAUCCUACAUGUUGCGGCUGCUGUACAGGAAAGCAGAACUGCUGUUGGGGCUGCUGCAGAGGCUGAGAGGGGUCAACUACGCCAUCUAG